This is a messenger RNA of Equus caballus (horse), 6396 nucleotides long. It is a transcript of the gene SHISA7, whose product is annotated as shisa family member 7. The record is from RefSeq and is a predicted model, not a curated record. Gene Ontology annotation, biological process: regulation of AMPA receptor activity; regulation of short-term neuronal synaptic plasticity. Gene Ontology annotation, cellular component: postsynaptic membrane; dendritic spine membrane; AMPA glutamate receptor complex. NCBI's taxonomy places the organism in Eukaryota, Metazoa, Chordata, Mammalia, Perissodactyla, Equidae.
CCCGCCCACCUCUCCAUCCCCAUCCUGUGCUCGGUCGCCUGCGCCUCACCUCUUACUCUCUCCUCGCCCGCGCGCACGGGUUCUUCUGCCUCCAUCACAUCUUUCCUCUGGUUUUUGUCCAUCUCUCUCUCUCCUUUCUGCGCACCCCUCUAAUGUCUCCGUCGACCUUCCCGGUCUCGUCUCCCCCAUUCAUCACUCGCUUUGCUCCUUUCUCCGUCUGCCCAUCAUCAUUUCUGUUCUCCUCCGGCCGCGUCUGGGCGUUGCUCCGCUAUCACCGUCCAUCUCCCCGUGGGGCCGCCAACUCUGAGCGCAUGCAUCUCUGCUCCAUCCGUCCUUUCUGUCUCCUGGUGCGUGUUUCUCUCCAUCCUUCUGCCUUCCCUCGGCCCGCCUUCCUCAUCCUCUCCGCCCACCCAUCUCCACAUUUCUCCACCUCUGGCCAUCCCUCUUCUGCCCUUUGCUCCAGCCUCGGUUCUCCCCGCAGCCUGGCGGCCUCGACCGACCUCCUGCACGCCCCAUGCCGGCCCUCCUGCUCCUCGGGACCCUUCUGCUCCUGGCCUCGACCGCCGGCCAGGCCGGGGCGCGCCCGUCCAACGCCACGAGCGCCGAGCCCCCGGGCCCACUGCCCGCCCUGCUGGCGCACCUGCGGCGCCUGACCGGGGCGCUGACGGGCGGCGGGGGCGCAGCGGGCCCGGGCGCCAAUAGCAGCAAGACCGGCACCGCGAGCGGGGCGGGCGCGGCGGCGAGGGCGCCCCCUCCCGCCGAGCUCUGCCACGGCUACUACGAUGUCAUGGGCCAGUACGACGCCACCUUCAACUGCAGCACCGGCUCCUACCGCUUCUGCUGCGGCACCUGCCACUACCGCUUCUGCUGCGAGCACCGCCACAUGCGCCUGGCGCAGGCCUCCUGCUCCAACUACGACACGCCACGCUGGGCCACCACGCCGCCGCCCCUGGCUGGGGGCGCCGGGGGCGCCGGGGGUGCGGGCGGCGGGCCCGGGCCCGGCCAGGCCGGGUGGCUGGAAGGGGGCCGGGCGGGAGGUGCCGGGGUGCGUGGGGGCGAGGGGCCCGGGGGCAGCACGGCCUACGUGGUGUGCGGGGUCAUCAGCUUCGCCCUGGCCGUGGGCGUCGGCGCCAAAGUGGCCUUCAGCAAGGCGUCCCGUGCGCCCAGGGCGCACCGGGAGAUCAACGUCCCCAGGGCCCUGGUGGACAUUCUGAGGCAUCAGGCGGGACCUGGGACCCGCCCAGACCGCGCACGAAGCAGCUCUCUAACCGCGGGGGUCGGGGUUCCCGACAGCAUGCCCCCGAGGACGCCCAAGAACCUCUACAACGCCGUGAAGCCCUCCAACCUCGAUAACUUGCACCACAACUACCUGCACCUCAACGUCAACAGCCCCAAGCACCAUGCGGCCACGCUGGACUGGCGGGCGGCUCCACCACCCAGCCCCUCCUUGCACUACUCCACGCUGUCCUACUCUCGGUCCUUCCACAACCUCUCGCAUCUGCCCCCGUCCUACGAGGCCGCUGUGAAAUCUGAACUCAACCGAUACUCCUCCCUCAAGAGGCUGGCCGAGAAGGAUCUGGACGAGGCCUACCUGAAGCGCCGGCACCUGGCGGAGGUGCCCCGCGGGACGCUGCCCCUGCACGCGCUGCGGCGCCCCGGCACGGGGGGCGGCUACCGCAUGGACGCCUGGGGCGGCCCGGAGGAGCUGGGCCUGGCGCCCCCGCCGCACCCGCGGCGCGUCAUGUCCCAGGAGCACCUGCUGGGCGACGGCGGCCGCGCGCGCUACGAGUUCACGCUGCCGCGCGCGCGCCUCGUGUCGCAGGAGCACCUGCUCCUGUCGUCGCCCGAGGCCCUGCGCCAGAGCCGCGAGCACCUGCUGUCGCCCCCGCGCAGCCCCGCGCUGCCCCCCGACCCCGCGUCCCGCGCCGGCCUGGCCGCCUCGCACUCCAACCUGCUGCUGGGGCCCGGGGGCCCCCCCACGCCGCUGCACGGGCUGCCCCCGCCGCCCGGCCUGCACGCGCACCACCACCUCGGCCUGCACGGCUCGCCGCAGCCCGCCUGGCUGGCGGACGCCGGCGGGGGCGGGGGCACGCUGGCCCGCAGGCCGCCCUUCCAGCGCCAGGGCACGCUGGAGCAGCUGCAGUUCAUCCCCGGCCACCAUCUGCCCCAGCACCUGCGCACCGCCAGCAAGAACGAGGUGACUGUCUGAGGCCGGGCCGGGGGCUGGGGCGCCGCGGCCUCGCGGGCCCCGGUCCCAGCCUGGAUCCCCCACCACGCCCCAGGGGCUGGGACCCACGUCGGCCAGCGGCCGGGGGGCUGCCUCUGAGGACACCGCUUUGGAUGAAAUCGUCACCGGAGACAAAGCCUCCUGGUGGGAUUUCACCGCAGAUACGAUCCCUCCUCCUCGGUCACUGAUUGAGGCAAGGCAUCCUUCCCAUGACGUCAUCACAGAGGAAGAGGCCUGCCUGUGACGUCAUCACUAGCGAAAAUGUCUGUGUUCUGUGAUGUCAUCACAGGGACAAACCUGCUUCCCAUGAGGCUCAUCACAGAGGAAUAGGCCCGUGCCUGAAGUCAACACUAGAGGCCAUGUCCAUGUUCUACGAUGUCAUCACAAAGACUUCCUUCCUGCGAUGUCAUAGCAGAGGCAAUGCCUUGUCCUGUGACAUCGUCCCUAGAGACAAAGAUUCCUUCCUGUGAUGUCACCACAGAGACAAGGCUCACUCUCAUGAUGUCAUCUCUGGCACCUUUUGACAAAAGGCUUCUUUUGAUAUUAUCAUCACCAGGAAAAUAUUUUCUUCCAGAGAAGAUGCCUCUGUCUAUGAUGUGGUUGCUACAGACAAAGCCAUCUUCCUGGGACGCAUCACAGGGGAAAUGCCUCGCCAAUUGUAUCCCCACUAGAUAUAAGGCCUCCUUUCCACAACACCGUCACAGGGACUCCGCCCCAUUCCUGUGAUGCCAUUGCCCGAGAAGGUGCCUUGCCCUAUGACAUCAUCAGAGGGACUGUGCCUCUUCCCACGAUAUCAUCACCAGAGAUGACAGCCUGCUCUGGAACAUCUCCAGGAUGAGGCCCCUUCUUCAGUGUCACCAACAGACUCUGCCUGCUCUGAGAUGACACCAUGAGACAGCUCCAUGGCUACCGCCAUGUCACAAGAAGGCAGGACAGGCUCAGAGUCCAUGACCAUCCUGGGGGUGACCAGAGAAAGUGCCCUGACUGAGGGAUGUCAUCGCUGGGGAGACUGCCCCAUCUGGAGGGGUCUCUGCCAGAGAUGAUGGUCUGUCUGUAGCUUGUUGGCACUGGGCACCCACCCCCGUCUGAGGCUCUGCCCCAAUGCUGUGAUGUCAUCACCAGAGACACUGCCUGCUCUGGAGGCCAUCCCUUGUGAUGUUGUCACCAGAGUUUCUGCCUUGUUCCCCCACAACUUAGCUUGGUUGCUCUUUCCCCUGACCCCACGGACAUUCCCUGUAGGAUCUCCCCCAGACCCCCUCUCUAAAGAGAAGUUGGGCCCGGGGUCCCACCUCUGCGUAGUGAUGUCACCUCCUGUGUGACUUCUGGAGGAGAGCACCCAGACUGGCUUCUGCUCCCAAGGAGGCCACUCUGGCCCACCAGGCUCCUGGAGGACUGGGACUCGUAGGUGGCCCAAAAGCUAGUGUCACUUCUCUCUACCAUAACUAGAGAUAUCAUCGCCUCUGUCAACAAAGUCCUGGCCUCCUUAGCAGGGUGGGGGAGGUUGGGGUAUGCUUGCUAUUGAUCUUGCUGAUGACAUCAUCAGCACCACAAGACUUCCACCACUCAUGAUGGCAUUGCACCCUGGUCAAAUGCUAACCAUGCCUGAUGACGACAUCAUUUCCCAGCAUUCCCUAUGAUCUAUGGGGUCUUCAUCUCCCAGGAUUCACCACAACUAUGGUAUCAUCCUCUUCCAGGGCUUACCAUGACCAUAGUGUCACCUUCUCCCAAGGUUCCCCAUAGCCAAUGGUGUCACCAUCUUCUAUGAUUCUCCAUGACUAUGGUAUUAUCAUCUCCCAGGAUCUGCCAAACCAUUAUAUUAUCUCCCAGAAUCACCAUAGCUGAUGAUGUCAUUAUCUCCUAGAAUCCGCCAUGACCAAUGAUGUCAUUACCUUCCAGAAUCCACUACGGCUCAUGAUAACAUCCUCUACCAGGAUCCACUAGGACUGAUGAUGCCACCAUUUCCCAUAGUCCCCCAUAAUUGUGAUGUCAUCACCUUGCAGGAUCCACUUCAACAAUGGUAUCAUCAGAGAUCCAUGAGAGCCAAUGGUGUCAUCACCUCCCACAAUCCACUUCAACCAUAAUGUCACCACCUCUAAAGAUCCACUUUAACCAUAAUGUCUUCAUGUCCCAGGAUCCACCAUAGCAGUGAUGUCACCACCUUCCAGGAUCCACUUCAACCAUGAUGUCACUACCUCCCAGGAUCCACAUUAACCAUGGUGUCAUCACCUCCCAGAAUCCAUGACAGCCAAUGGUGUCAUCGCUUCCCAGGAUCCACUUCAACCAUGAUGUCUUCAUGCCCCAGGAUCCACCAUAGCCAUGGUGUCACCACCUCCCAGCAUCCAUGAGAAUCAAUGGUGUCUCAGGACCCAUGACACCCUAUAAAUUCAUCAUCUCCCAGGAUCCAUUUCAACCAUGGCAUCAUCAUCUCCCAGGACCCAGGACACCCAAUGGUAUCAACAUUUACCAGGAUCCACUUCAACCAUGUAUCAUCAUCUUCCAGAAUCCAUCCUCUUGGGAGCCAAGUACUAUAACAGCUGUAUUUCAGUUGUCUUCUGGGGUUACGUGGCACCUACAGUUGUUCCCUUAAGGGGAACCAGCACAAUACACACCAUUUCCCCAUUGCCUCAAAAAUGGAGUAGGGUGGGGCUCCCUCUGAUGACAUCAUCCCUACUCUGGCCCUUCUUGAUAAUGUCACUGCCUCACUCCUGACUUAGGCUGAUGCCUGCAUCGACCCCAUCACAGACUUGGCCUUGGCCAGCCCCCCAUCACCCCUCUGGUGAGAGCAUCCAGGCCCCUCCUGAUAACUCACUGCCCUUCCCCCAAGCAUCUGAUCGGUGACAGGGUCAACACAGAGGCCUCUUAUCAUCACCAGAAGGGGGCUUUCCAGCCCUUAGGUGAAGUCACUGCCUCUUGCCGAAUCCCUGUUACCUGGACCCCCACGCAGAGCAGCACUCCAUUGGCUUGGGCCAAACUCUCUUCAGAGACCCUUGUGGGCUGGGCCAACAUCUGACGACCUCGCUGGGGUCAUGAAUCAUGUCCUCUGCUGGCCUGGUCCUGGGGCAGGCACACCUGGAGAGCCGCGGCCACUGCCAGCGCCACCUCUGAGGGCAGGAUGGGGGUGCUCUGCAUCAUCCCAAGAUGGCAGAGAAGCAGCAUUCUCUCCUUCAUCUCCCCCUCACAUACUGGGGAGGCUCCAGGGGUCUCGGGGAUUCCCCAACACCCAAUGCACAAUUUGCCCCCAGUUCUCUUUGUACAUAGCCAUGUUGCGGGGGGCGGCCAUUCUCCCACUCUUAAAGGGCUACAUGCCCCCUCCCAAGCCCCCAGGGCGAGGUGGGGGGCCUCCUCUCCCUCCUCUGGGCCGUCCCUCUCCCUCUUCUGUCUCCCCUCAAAUACUGGCACCUCAGCUCAUCCUUUCUUGUCAGGAGCCUGGAGCAAAUAACUGGCCCUUGGCUUGCACCACAGCAAGGGAACUUGGGGGCUACCCCCAAUUUACCUGGGCCCCAGGGCCAGUUUUUCAACUCCACGCUUACAGCUGCUCCUAUGGGUUCCCCAAUCCCUUCUAGGGCCUCCCCAUGCCCAGCACCCCUCGGGCAGACUGUGACUUCCCCAGAAAGGAGCCAGCUUGAGUGCCCACCCCCUCCCAGAUGCCCUCCCCUCUGCUCACCACCCCCCCAGAGCACUCAGCUUUCUCCAGCCCCCAGAAUUGGGGGGAUCGGGGCCUUUCAGCUUUUAUAUGCCCCCCUCAACUUGCUCUCUCCCAGCCUGGAUUCCAGGUGUCUUGCCCCUUACCCCCCAUGGCACAGGCUGCCUGACCCUGGGGCCUUGACCUCUUAUCUCAAAUAAGCCAUAGUGGGGAGAGGUCUUGAGGGGGUGAGGAAGCAGGCCUGUCCCACCAGAUCCCCCUCGAUGCUUCCAGAGCUGGGACUUUGCCAUCUGAGUCUUCCCUCCGCCCCCAGAAACGCACACACAGGCUCUUGUGGGAGCACACACAUCUCCCCUUCUGGCUGGGGGGCAAGGAGGGGCAGUGCAGAGAGAACAUUAACAGUUCUGGACCGGGGGCCUCCACAGCUUCCUUAUCCCCCCACGCCGGACCCUCCCGCAGUUCCCUGGUGAGAAAGCCGGCACAGCAGCAACUUGGUAUUUUUUGGAAUAAACAGAUGUUUUCCUGA